This is a messenger RNA of Adineta ricciae, 2184 nucleotides long. The record is from the annotation of a GenBank genome assembly. NCBI's taxonomy places the organism in Eukaryota, Metazoa, Rotifera, Eurotatoria, Adinetida, Adinetidae.
AUGAUUCUUUUAAAAUUCCUUUUCUCUAUUGUUUAUUUGAUUUCGAUAAUAAAUUUGAUUGAUUCACAAACAAUAUGUUUGGAUAAUUCAAUCAUCACUUGUUCUUGUAAUGAUGGUGAAGGCGUAGUAACUUGUAUUGAAAAUCAUCCAAGCAAUAAUACUUUCAUAGAUUGGUCAACAUUUUCAUCCGAUGAGCGUCAACGUUACUCAUUCAAUUUUAUCAAUUUUACACGGUUAACAUCACAAACAUUUACACAUUUUUCGUUAACAUUUCCUUUAAUUCCAAAGAUUGACUUCAAUUUUACAAAUGGAAUCGAUGUAAUAGAAGAAAAUAUUUUUAAAUCGUUCAAUUAUUUUUUGGAUCUACCAAUUCAUAUUCGAUUUCAGUCACCAAGAAAUUUUCAACUAGCUGAUUGUGCAUUUAGUCAACUAAAAUAUUUAGAAUUUCUUAUUGAUAAUAUACAAUAUAAUGAUAUACAUCAUUUACCAUAUGAAUUUAAUUUAAACGCCUUUAAUCAAACAAGUAUUUUCGAUAUUAAAAUUUUAAAUUCAAAAGAAAUGAAUUUUAUUUCCAAUAAAUCUUUAUCAUUUAAAUGGGAGAAAGUUCAAAUUGUGAAUUGCUCAUUAAUAAGUGUUGAUCUUCUUAUUGAAAAUCUUUCAACAUUUGUAUUAGAUUUAGAUUUUUCAACAAAUAAAUUAAUUCAAAUUCCUUCAUUGAUUAAAUUUAGUUCCAUAACCGAUAUUGAUUUACAUGAAAAUUUCAUUGAACAAAUUCAUUCAAACAUAUUUACAAAUUUAAGUCAAGUUUAUAGAAUUGAUUUAUCACAUAAUCGAAUCAAACAUAUUUCACCUGGUGCAUUUAUUGGAAUGCAUGUAGAAAUUUUACUCUUAAAUGAUAAUCUUUUACAUUCACUUGAAACUGUUACGAUUCAUAAUGAAGUAACAUCUUUCUUAUAUUCAUUAAAUGAAACAUUACAUACUCUUAUUCUAUCAAAUAAUAUUCUAUCUGAUUUUAAACCAAUACGAAAUCUUACAUCACUAAAUACAUUAAGAAUGUGUUGUAAUCAAAUAAAACAUAUUGAUGAAGAAUCAUUUCAAAAUACACAUGAACUUAUAACAAUUGAUUUAAGUCAUAAUCAUAUUGAAUCAAUUCAUCCACAUGCUUUUAAAGGAACAAUUUUGAGAUAUCUUGACUUAACAUCAAAUCCCUUGUCGACAUUAGAAACAACCGACAUUGUCUAUGAUGAACAAUUUCGACCGAGAAAUCGAACAACUUCAUUUCUUGAUGAUGUUACAUCGACAAUUGCUACGCUAUCAUUAAUGAAUUGUAGGAAUUUAUUAGAAAUGAAUUGGUUUGUUUUUGCAAAAUUAAAAUUAUUAUGGCUUUUGAAUCUCUCGGCAAUACCGAAAACAGACAAAUUUUGGACUUUUCAAAUAAGAAACAAUAAUGCUUCAAUAGUAAAGUAUGAUCGUACAUCAAAACUUGAAAUAGUUCUCAAUGAUAUUCGUUUUAACGAUGAUGAUUAUUGUUUAUCAAAAACAAUCUUAGAUAAUUUCAAUUCGACAGUUUUAAUUAUUGAUCAAAAUCAUUCAUGUAAUUGUUUUGUGUUUAUGUUUAAAAACUUAUUUGAACCAGCUCAUUAUCCAAGCUGUUUAUCUAAUCAAUCAAUCGUGGAAGAAUUAACUCAACAAUGCAUGAAUAUUGAUUUAUACUGUUUAUCUUUCGUAAAUACAACAACAACAACAACAACUAUUCCACCGACUGAAUCGACAUCGUUAUUAUCAAGUACACCUAUUUUAACGACAGAAUUAUCAUCAACUUCAUCUAUUCGACCCACCAGUCAAUCGAUAUUGUCAUCAUCAUUAUCAAGUACAAGUUCAUCAAUUAUGACUAGUACCUUAACAUCGACAAUGAGUAGCACUGUUACCUCAACAACAAGAAUGAGAGAAUCAUCAAUAUCAAGUUUAACAACAUUAACUAUAACAAAGAACAUUUUGACCACACUAGGAGCAACAAAAGAUAAUGGAAAAUGGAAAACAAUAUUAGCAAUAAUGAUUCCUUGUGUACUUAUUGUUAUUGUUUUAUCCUUAACUGGGAUUUAUAUUGUGAAUAGAAAGAAAAACAAACCGAAGGAAAGUAUUGAGAUGGAUGUAGGAUUUGCCAAUAAUUUUGCUAGAAAAUAA